Molecule: messenger RNA, 2092 nt
Organism: Tigriopus californicus
Lineage: Eukaryota; Metazoa; Arthropoda; Copepoda; Harpacticoida; Harpacticidae
Product: ionotropic receptor 21a-like
Exons: 9
Coding region: 15-2012 (665 amino acids)
Cellular component (GO): membrane
Molecular function (GO): glutamate-gated receptor activity
Source: RefSeq, a predicted model, not a curated record
GAGAUAACGGAACAAUGCUCCUCUUACAAUGGCCAUGGAUGGUGGUCAUGGCACUUUGCGUCCAUUCAUCAUGGUCUUGGUCUUUGGAACAGGCCUUAUCCGGGGUGAUUGAUCUCAAAAAUUGCGAUGUGGAGUUCAAUCAAGCAUCGAGUGCGACAAGUCCAGAGUUCCGAGCUCUAAUUCGAGAAAUUGGAGGUGGCCUAACGAAGCCAUUAAGAUGGGUCCAGGUGGAAGAAGCGUUAAAAAGCCGAUGGAUACCACUACCAAGAAAUUCGAGAUGCGAGACGAUUGUGGUCAUGGGAAACGAUUCUGAUUUGCUCAAACGAUACAUCAGACUUAGAGGAGAAUUAGAUCGAUUCAAUAAGCAUCAGACUCAUUUAUUCAUAACUUCGAAUCAUGAAAGCAUAUCUGAGGCCAUCUAUUCAUUCCAAGAAUUUCAGUACCAUGCACAUACAGUUCUCAUCAGCUUUAAGGAAAUCGAAUGCUGGAAACCGUCCAGAGGGUGCUCUUUCGAGGGCCACGUUUUUGACACCUUUGGCUCGUUCGCACCGACCAGGCAUUUUUCGACCUUACUUCAUCAAAAGUUACCUGAAUCCACGGCUUACCCCGAUUUGCUCAAGAACAUGAAGGGCUAUCAAUACACGUUGGCUACCCUUGAGUACUCACCAUUCAUCAUCAAAAGACCGGAUGGCACCUACUCAGGCCUGGAAUUUCUUUUAACCGAGUAUUUAGCUAGGAAGUAUAACUUCAGAAUGAAGGUGGUAAAUCCGCCAGAUGGCGCAUGGGGAAAACUAGAAAAUGAAACCUGGUCUGGUCUCAUUGGUCACGCUCUCUACGGUCUCUCUAAUUGGUCCAUGUCAGGAAUAGCCGUGAACCCAGAGCGGGAAGAUGUCAUCGAUUUUACUCAUCAUUAUGUUCCUGAGUAUUUCGAUUGGGUCUGUCCAUUACCCAAACCCAACCCAAAUUGGCCGGCCAUCUUCAAACCAUUUUCACUGUACACAUGGAUGUUUGUGAUUCUAGCCACAAUUUUGGCGGGCCCUGCCUUGAAUUGGCUGGAUAAAUACUCUCCACCGGAUCCCGUCUCGCACAUCCGUGACUUGGGCAACUCCUAUUUGUUCAUCUUUAGUGCUUUGGUGAAAGAUGUCCACAUAGACAACCAGUUCUUGCCCACGAGAGAGUCGCCACGUGUUUUCUUGACCGCCUGGUGGAUGUUCACACUGAUUAUAUUUUCCGCUUAUACUGGUAACCUGGUGGCCUUCAUGACUUCACCGGGAAUGCAAAGGCCUUUGGACACACCCCGGUUGAUGCUAGAGUCGAAAAUUCCUAUUGGAAUGUAUAAUUACCAAGGGUCCACAACCAUCGCCUUUUCGAGUGCAAACAAUCUGGAUUACCGUCGAAUAUGGAAAAAUAAAUUGUGGAUUGAGAGUUUUAGCGAAGCAUACAAAAAAGUGAUUGACGGUCAAAUGAUAUUUAUGGAUUAUCGAUUUGCCCUUGAAGCCUCUGUGCAUGCCGAUUAUAUUGAUGCUUUUGGUCGGCCGCUGUUGCAUUUGGCCAAUUACAAUACAUUCAGGUUCGGAACUGCAUGGGCAGUGCAGCCCAGGGGUAUGUUCAUUGAGGCCUUAAAUAUGGGCACAUUGCAUGCCGAUAUGACAGGGCACUUGAUCCAUUGGAAGAGCCAGGCUCUGUCCGAGAUGAGAUCCCGGUCCAACGCUGACCAACCAAAACUGGCUUGGAAAACUCUCAGGUCGCAACCUUUAACAAAGCCACUGACCCUGGAAGAUCUUCAAGGACCUUUCUUUCUCUAUUUGUUGUGCAUCUCUUUCUGUGGAUUAGUGUUCUUGGGUGAAGUUUUGAGAACAUGUGCGGUUGGCCCACCUACAAAAUCACAAGAAAUCCAUCCACCAGCUAUCUUCAAUAUUGAAUAUAAGUUUGAUUUAAGUAACUCGGGACUCUCUUUUGGCAAUUCAAAAAAUGAAUACGUACCACUGAAGGUUCCAAAAGUUACUAGAUAAGAGCUGGUUCUUCCUUUCUUUGCAGUUCUUUCAGUUAUGUUGUGAACUUUAAGAGGGCACAACUUUUGACCUUUUGGUCC